Molecule: messenger RNA, 3446 nt
Organism: Nannospalax galili (Upper Galilee mountains blind mole rat)
Lineage: Eukaryota; Metazoa; Chordata; Mammalia; Rodentia; Spalacidae
Gene: Vipr2
Product: vasoactive intestinal peptide receptor 2
Exons: 13
Coding region: 101-1414 (437 amino acids)
Biological process (GO): adenylate cyclase-modulating G protein-coupled receptor signaling pathway; cell surface receptor signaling pathway
Cellular component (GO): plasma membrane
Molecular function (GO): G protein-coupled peptide receptor activity; vasoactive intestinal polypeptide receptor activity; peptide hormone binding
Source: RefSeq, a predicted model, not a curated record
CGGUGGGACGCGGCGCGGCUCUGGGAACCCAUGUUGGGGCUGGGGCUGGGGCUGGGGCUGCUGCGGGCGCUUGAGAGGGAGACCGCGCGCUGAGCCCGGGAUGAGGGUCUGGGAGCUGCUGACCUGCUGCUGCUGGCUGUUCUUGCCGGUGAGCAGCAUCCAUCCAGAGUGUCGUUUUCAUCUGGAAAUACAAGAAGAAGAGACAAAAUGUGCAGAGCUUCUAAGUACUCAAACAGAAAAGCACAGAGCCUGCACUGGUGUCUGGGAUAACAUCACAUGCUGGCGCCCUGCAGACAUCGGGGAGACUGUUACUGUGCCUUGCCCCAAAGUGUUCAGCAACUUCUACAACAGACCAGGAAACAUAAGCAAAAACUGCACUAGUGAUGGGUGGUCGGAGAUAUUUCCUGAUUUCAUAGACGCAUGUGGCUACCAUGACCCUGAGGAUGAGAAUAAGAUCACAUUUUAUAUUCUGGUGAAGGCCAUUUAUACCUUGGGCUACAGUGUUUCUCUGAUGUCUCUCACAACUGGAAGCAUAAUUCUCUGCUUCUUCAGGAAGCUACACUGCACCAGGAACUACAUCCACCUGAACCUCUUCCUCUCCUUCAUGCUGAGAGCCAUCUCAGUGCUGGUCAAGGACAGUGUACUCUACUCCAGCUCUGGUACACUGCGUUGCCAUGAUCAGCCAGCCUCCUGGGUCGGCUGCAAGCUCAGCCUGGUGUUCUUCCAGUACUGCAUCAUGGCGAACUUCUACUGGCUCCUGGUGGAGGGUCUCUACCUGCACACCCUUCUGGUGGCCAUCCUUCCCCCAAGCAGGUGCUUCCUGGCCUACCUUCUGAUUGGAUGGGGUAUCCCCAGUGUCUGCAUAGGUGCGUGGACAGCAACCCGCCUUUCUUUAGAAGAUACAGGUUGCUGGGACACAAACGACCACAGCAUACCUUGGUGGGUCAUUCGGAUGCCCAUUCUAAUUUCUAUUGUAGUCAACUUUGUCCUGUUUGUCAGCAUUAUAAGGAUCUUACUGCAGAAGCUAACUUCCCCAGAUGUUGGUGGCAAUGACCAGUCACAGUACAAGAGGCUCGCCAAAUCCACACUGCUGCUAAUACCACUGUUUGGUGUCCACUACAUGGUGUUUGCUGCCUUCCCCAUCGGCAUCUCCUCCACAUACCAGAUCCUGUUUGAACUUUGCGUCGGUUCCUUCCAGGGCCUGGUCGUAGCGAUACUGUACUGCUUCCUGAACAGCGAGGUACAGUGUGAGCUGAAGAGAAAGUGGCGAGGUCUGUGCCUGACCCAGCCUGGGAACCAGGACUACCGGCUGCAUAGCUGGUCCAUGUCCCGGAAUGGCUCAGAAAGUGCCCUGCAGAUACACCGUGGCUCCCGUGCCCAGUCUUUCCUGCAGACAGAGACCUCAGUCAUCUAGCUGUAUGUCACACAAAGCUGACAGUGCUGCUAGGUUUGACACAUGUGUUUGCUGGCUUCCUCUGCUGUCGCAGUGUUGGAUGUCCUGUUGGGUCAGUCCUGGUCUUUGCCCUGAUCCCACUGUGUAACUUGAUUGAAACACUAAUUAUUAUCAUCAAACUCCAGCCUUUAGACCAUCAUGCUCACAACAUGGCUCAGCUGCAUAGGCAGGUAGACUUCCAAAGAGAGCGGGAAAGCAAGAUGGCCCUGAACGUGAAAACCGGUACUUUGGCCCAGCCACCUCUGAAGACGACGAGAGGGUUUCUGGUUUCCUUUUUGCCUCCCGUCAGGGGAACCAUGUCCAGAACUGGCAGUGGCAACUGACACAUGAGUGUUAAUUUCUGUGGAAUUCUUCCUCAAUCUGUGGCAGACCAGGGAAAGCAACCAGGAGCAGCCCACCCUGCCUAAGAGGCUGCCUGGUUCCCUUGGCCUCCGGUCCUGCCCUCUGGGACUGUUGCUCCAAACCUCUACACCCAUACAGCCACACCCUUGCCACUCCCUGGGGCAUUCUGUAAUGACAGAAGUCAGAGAGGGUGUUCAUGGUUCAGUGGCCCAGCCAGAAACCCACAUUCUCCUAGGGUACUUGGUACCUGCCACUUCCUGCAAGUGGUAAGGCUGGCAGAAGCUCUGGGAUCUCUCAGGCUAACUCUCAGGCUACAAUCCUGGUGACUGUCCACAUAGCCCAAGGAUGUUUUCUGAGUGACAGGAAACCUGUUCUAUUUUUAAUGAAAACCACCAUUUGUCUAAAUGGAGAAUGAUUUACCAAAUGUAAAGUGGCAUCAAGUACACCUAUCCAAUAUUUACCAGUAGCACUCCUCACUUUCCCUACUUCAUUUGCAGAAAUGGACAGGUGGAUCUGAGGGAAGGUACUUGAUGUGGCUGCAGAAGCAGCCAAAGUGUGGGAGGGCAUGGUCCCUGUAGUGCCCAGAGACCCUAGAAGACUAUGCCUCUGCCCAGUGCAAGGGCCACAGCUGCUGGAUCUGGCAUUCUGAACACAUUUUAUAUCACUUACCCCCUGCUCAAAGGAUAAGGGCAGCAAAAUCUUUUUCCUGUGGCUUCAGUGACAUGUAGACCCAAGCUGUGUAAAUGCCAGUGACCUCAACAGCUGUACCAGAGGUUUUGAGGUCAGGAGACAGCAAAAGUGAAGGUCCCACUCACAGGUCCCAGGAAAUAAAAGUACCUGGGAGCCUUAGGAUAACAGAGCAGUGACUGUCUAGAGACCAGAUCAGACCCAGAGGCCAGGCUUCUGACCUGAAUAACCUGGACCAACUGCAUUGUACUAUCCCAUGGGACACUCCUGGCCUUUUGCCUCAACCAACUCUGAACAAGCCCCCAGUUUGUCUAUAGUUUCAGUGGGUGGACAGCUCAGAGGACCUAGAAAACACUGCUAACCUGCCACCUCCUGAGGCUGCAAGGCUAGAAGGCAGGACGUGGGGAGCAAAUGGCCCAUGCCAGAUACCUCAGAAAAAAGCUGUUGACAGUGGCAGUGGGUGCAGCAAAAGAAAAGAAGUGGAUACUGGGAGCCCUGGGGACAGCCCUGACUCUCUUUGGACCUGCCUCCAGCACUACUGCAGCUUACUCCAGCAGUUCUGAAGAAACAAAACUUUACUGUAUCUGAAAAUGUCCUACCAACAACCACGUAUGGACACUGUGCCAUUACCCUGCACAAACAUGGAGGACCUGUGAGCACAAGCAACUGUCAGCCAACGAGCAGUCACUGAUCACACAUGGGACAUCUAGAUGUGUAAGGGAAACAGUCACUUCAGCCCAGCAUAUGCUAACACUAAACAAAGCUGGACCUGGGUUCUCUCCCUGAUGAAGGGAUGAGCUGGUUGUAACCUGGGCACCAGUAGAGCUGAUGGAAAGCAGAGAUGAGAUAGUGACAACAUGGUCAUCAUGUGUUCUUAUGUGUUAUAUGUGGAAUGUCCACAAACUGCACCACAGAGUGGAACUGAGCUGUGUACAUACUGCAAUAAACCUGAUUUCAUUCUGUC